AUGAUUGCAGUUAAAGAAAAAAAAAAUAAAGAAGAUAGACCAUAUAAAUGUACAUUUUGUGAAAAAGCAUUUCAUAGAUUAGAACAUCAAACAAGACAUAUAAGAACUCAUACUGGAGAAAAACCUCAUUGUUGUACAUUCCCAGGUUGUUCAAAAAGAUUUAGUAGAUCAGAUGAAUUAACAAGACAUUUAAGAAUUCAUAAUAAUCCAACUACAAGGAAAAGAAAAACUAAAAAUAAUAAUGAUUUAAGUAGUCAUAAUAAUAAUAACGGUGAAUCUUCGAUACCUAUUAUUAAUUAUCAACAACAACCAUUAACAAUAGAUAGAAAUGGAAAUCAAAUAUUUCAUCAACCUUAUCCUGUAUAUUUUGUUCCAAAUGCCAAUGGUUAUAUGCAACCAGUAUUACCUCAACAUUUACCACAAGUUCAAGCUCAAGCUCAAGCUCAAAUGCAACAACAACAACAACAACAACAACAACAACAACAACAACAACCAGCACCAAUACAUGAUUCAAACACUUCCCUCAAAGAAACUGGUUCUUUCCCUUCACUAAUUAAUUCUCAUUCACAACCACAGUAUUCAGGAAAUAAUUCAUUUAAAGAUAUACCAUCUCAUUAUAAUCAACAAGGAUCAGCCAUAUUUUCAAUUCCAUCAUCUCCUACUAAUUUGCAACAUCAACAACAACUGCAAUUAUAUAAUCAUCCAUCUUCACAAUCUUCAACAAAUAUUUUGAACAACAAUCAUCAUCAACGUCCAGUAAUGACUUCUAGAGCAAUUUCAUCAGAUGCAAUAAGAUCAAAUCAUCAGAAUUUUACAACUCAAGGAAAUAAUUCACCUCCUUUCCAACAACGUUAUCAUCAUCAACAACCACACAUACUGAAAUCAGAAUCAACAUCAAGUAUAAUUUCCGAGAAUCAAAAAAUUUUUAGUAAUACAAAUUCAGCAUUACAUUCAUUAGGUACAUCACCAGAUACUUCAACAUCUUCAUCAUCUUCAAUUAUGCCACCACCAUCAGGUAUACCAACAUCAUCAUUCACAAAUUUAAAUGAUUAUUUCCAACAAAAAACUUCUUCAGGUAAUGGUGCUAGAUUAUUUAAUGCGUCAUCAAGUUCAUUAUCUUCAUUAAGUGGUAAAAUUAGAUCUACUUCAUCAACUAAUUUAUCAAGUUUACAAAGAAUGACACCAUUAAAAUCAUCACUAUCAAACAAUAAUAAUAAUAAUAGUAGUAGUAGUAGAUCUACUAUAAAUUUACCAAAGCAGAAAUCAUCAACUUCCUUAAAUUUAGAAUUUUAUAAUAAUCCUAAUAAUCAAAGUUCAUUACAUAUACUGAAGAAAUCAAGACCAAAUUCACCAGUUUUAUCAUCUAUUAAUUUAUCAAUCAAGAAACCAAAUAAUAAUUCUCAUUUUAUUAUAUCUCCUAAUGAAACUCCAUUACAAACACCAUCUCAAUCACCACAUUUACAACCAACAACAACAACACUAAACAAUAUACCACACCAACCAUUAUCACAACCAUUAUUUACACAAGAAAAUAAACAACAUAAUGAAUUAUUAAAUGAAAAAUUAAAAUCUAUUGCUACUACUGGUACAAAAUUACCACCUAUAAGAUCAGUGUUAAAUUUUACUAAUUUUAAUAAUUUUAAUCAUGAAGAUGAAGUAGAUAAUCAAAAUAUGAAUGAUACUAAUGGUACAAAUGGUACUUUAAAACAAAAUCAAAGUGUUAUGAGUUUAAAUAAUUUAUUAAGUUAA
Messenger RNA from Lodderomyces jiufengensis, 1749 nucleotides. RefSeq names its product transcription factor (gene MIG1). Gene Ontology annotation, molecular function: RNA polymerase II cis-regulatory region sequence-specific DNA binding. The record is from RefSeq and is a predicted model, not a curated record. The transcript has a single exon. NCBI's taxonomy places the organism in Eukaryota, Fungi, Ascomycota, Pichiomycetes, Serinales, Debaryomycetaceae. Bases 1 to 1749 code for a protein of 582 amino acids. Gene Ontology annotation, cellular component: cytoplasm; nucleus.